This is a messenger RNA of Cladophialophora bantiana CBS 173.52, 1590 nucleotides long. RefSeq lists its product as uncharacterized. NCBI's taxonomy places the organism in Eukaryota, Fungi, Ascomycota, Eurotiomycetes, Chaetothyriales, Herpotrichiellaceae. The coding region runs from base 1 to 1590 and encodes 529 amino acids. The record is from RefSeq and is a predicted model, not a curated record. The transcript is spliced from 2 exons.
AUGACUGAAAAGAUCACACAAGGAAAAAAUCGGAGACCCAGACUACUUGAGCAGCCUGCCGCCGUCAGAGACAACAGCAACUCACCCCGACCUCUCGUGACGAUUAUGAGCUCUCGUAGCACACCAGGCUCGAACCCGCCUUGCACAGAGGAGACCGACACACCGAUCGAGGAAGGCCAAGCGUGGGUGAACAAUGAUGAACCAAACACUGCCGAUUCCUGGAAAACCGCCACUGAGGAGAGUCCUUCUGCCACGUGUAAAACAGUCAAAGACAAUAUCUGGCCACCCUUCCUUGAAUUGGCCCAACCCGAACAAGUCAACACGAACCUCCUCUUUGAGCAACACUUCGUUGGUCAAUUUGUCCAGUCUGUCACUACAGCGCGCUUCCUUACGUACCCAGAUUGCCCGCAAUCGUGGUUCUUGGAGCUGCCCAACUUCCUGUCGAUGGACGUCAUGCCGUCAUUGAAGUAUGCCAUCAGGGCUGCCGCUCUAGUCUAUUUUGCAGUCGCACACCGCCACAAACAGGCCGAAAUUGACGCCAUGCGCUGGUAUUCGGCCGGUCUAGAAUGCCACCGUGCUACACUUCAACAAUCUCGCACUCGAGCAUCGGCCGAAAAGGGAUCGGAUGACAAAUUCUCGAACUUGCUCCCAUCUUACUUGGCCAUUUGUGUGCCACUGCUGUUUCAAUACUUUGAGACGAUGAAGGAAAUUACAGCGGAUAUACGAUCCGCGCAUUAUACGGCGGCCACCGAGAUAAUCCGAAGCAGAGGUCCCUUUGACUGUCGUGCUGGGAUCGGACAUCGAAUAUUUCGGUCAAUGCGGCAUUAUGAAGCCUUUCACUCUAUCUGGCAGAAUCGACCCUCGUGGUUCGACUCAUCAGACUGGAGUACUAUUCCCUUCACUGACCAUCCUAAGAUAUUUCCGGACUUGCUCAUUGAUAUCCUUCUCUCAUUCUCUCGCGAACUGCAUCUUCCCUCUCAGAAACCUGGCGAAACAAUACGGGAUUGCAUUCGAAACCUAUCCGUUCUGAGUGUAGACGCUAAGCUCCAAAUCGAAAAGGAUGUCUUAGUGCUCAUGUCCAGGCUACAAAACUGGCAGUGGCAUUUUUCACAAGCUAAUGGCGUCUGGCUACAAUUCCCUGACAGCCCUAUUCCAACCACUACAGUGCCGUCCGAAAAUGGGUGUCCACGAGAAAUUGACACAAAUAUUACCUCGACCCAGGAUCUAUACCGCGACACUUUCACUUCAUAUUGCAUCGCUGUGUAUGGUGCCGCCAUGAUCAUCCUUCAUUCCAUCCUCUUGGUCAUUGCCGUGUCAAAUCUCGCUCCUGUGGAUUUUGACUCAAUAUCUCCAAUUCCCCGUCACCGGUCAGUAAUCGCCUCUUAUUCAGCCUCAGUCCUACAGGUCGCAGUGUACCAAAGGCUGGUGAAACCCCACUGUGGUGACUCUGUACGCACGCUCUCUGCCGUUAAAGUCGUCGCAGCCCUAGCGGUGGAAGAUCAACAGCGGCACCGAGCUUGCGAACUCGCAUGCAGCUGGCGCUUUGGCACCACCGAACAAGAUUCGUUUUCUCUGUCGAACUUCACUUGA